GUCGAGUAGGAGGAGUGGGCACUGAGCUGGGCAGCGUUGGCAGAGGCUGUGGGGGGCAUUGUUGGCGGGGAGCACUGGCAGAGGCAGUGUGGGAGGGGGCACUGGACACUUGCCGCUCCCCCCACCUCCAGACCGCCGGGGCUCUGACGCGAAGGACUUGUGCCUACACCCUUGGGUGAGAGGCAGAAGGGGGGGUGUCAUUGACUCUCCGGGGCACGGACAAGCCGGGCGCAGUUACUGCCCCUUUAAAGGAGUCUGUCGCUGUUCGAUGAGGUCACGCCCCAUUCCGAGCCCCUGGAAGGGCGGGUCCCUGAGAGGCUGAUUCAGGGGCGGGCGGGGCCUUCUGCGUCGCGUCGUGAUGACGUAAUCUCCUUAGCGACGAGCGGUUGCUAAGGGUGCGAUGGACGCUACCUCCCGGCCGCUCCGUGUGCCCCCGGAGAUGGGCAUUUAUGCGGAAAAGCACGAGCUCUUCCAGCUCCUGCAGGUCUGAGAGAGCUCACAAUCCACAUUUCUGUGUUCUCCAAGAAGCCUUCCAGCAAGAGCAGGGAAGACUCUACGUGAAAUUCUUGAUAGUUUUAAGAACAUGCUUGAAGGGUUGUUAAUCCAUAAACCUGAUGAGCCCAUCCAGUAUAUGAUAAGCCACUUAAAGCAAGACAAUGAUCAUGUUCCAAGAAUUUGUAUACUUGGUCCACCCGCCUCUGGAAAAACCACUAUUGCAACGUGGCUUUGUAAACAAUUGGAUACCCCUCGUAUCACUCAGGAGACUUUAUUGGAAGAAACAUUAGAGCUGACAAAAGAAGUAAAGGCAUUUCAAGAGAGAGGACAGAAAAUUCCCAAUGCACUGUGGGCCAAUCUGAUCCAGGAGCGUCUGUCAAACGUGGACUGCAUCAAACAAGGUUGGAUUUUGGAAGGUUUUCCUGAAAACCGGGAUCAAGCAUGGAUGCUGCAGUCAGCUGGCAUCACUCCGAGACAUGUUGUUGUGCUGUAUGCUCCAGACACAGUGCUUAUUGAGAGGAACCUUGGGAAAAGGAUUGAUCCAUCCACGAAAGAGGUGUACCAUACCACCUUUGACUGGCCAAGCGACCCCCUGGUGCAACAGCGUUUGGUGGAGGCGGAAGGCAUAUCUGAACAGGAGACAGCAAAGCACCUGCUGGAGUAUCAUAGAAACUUUCCCAGAGUUUUCCAGAUCUAUCAGCAAAUACUAAAAUCGAUCAAUGCUGACCAACCUUGUGCAGAUGUCUUCUCCCAGGUUCUGACCUAUGUCCAAACCUGGUGCCGAUCAGCUGCCCCCUUUACACCACGGAUUCUCUUUUGUGGACCCCCAGGCAGUGGGAAGAGCCUGCAGGCAGCACUAAUAGCUCAGAAAUACAACAUUGUCAACAUUUGCUGCGGGCAACUGCUAAAGGAAGCUGUUGCAGACAAGACAAAACUUGGAGAACUCAUUAAGCCUUAUUUUGACAGUGGAUGGCCAGUCCCAGACAACAUCGUUUUAAAGUUACUGGCAGAUCGUCUCAACAGAUUAGACUGCAUGACUGACGGUUGGGUGCUACAUGGUUUCCCAAAAGACUUAGAUCAGGCAGAACAGAUGGAAAGAGCAGGAAUUAUUCCGAACAGGAUAUUUUUCCUGAAUCUCCCAUCUGAAUCUGUCAUGGAACGUCUCGCUCAGCGGAUGAUUGAUCCAGUCACAGGAGAAAGAUAUCAUGCCAUGUACAAACCAGCUCCAUUACCAGAUGUCCAAGCCCGUCUCAAGCAGAACCCUAAAGACACUGAAGAAAAUAUCAGGAUUUGCCUGGAGACCUAUUACAGGCAUGCUGGCGACUUGGAGGAGUUUUAUGAAGAUGCCUUCUACAUCAAUGCUGACCAAGACCCUUAUGUUGUCUUUGAGUAUAUAGAAAGCUGUAUUGUUAAGCCCCUUCCACAUAAGUCCUGACAUAUUAAAAACAGCAGUUCCAGCUAGUCCAAAAUGCUAGCAGGCAAUGUCAAUUAGUUGGUGACUUAAUACACAAAUUUAUGAGGCUAAAUUUUUUUGCAAAAGCUAAUAUUAAUGAAAGGGAUGAUUUCCCAAAACCUUAUAAAAUGAAAAGCUUGUUUGGAUUUCAACUUUCCCCUGCAGUGUUUGCAACCCAAACAUUGCAGUAUUGGGCUAGUGUCAGGGACCUAGAACUCAAAUGGACUGGCAUUGUCCGAAGUGAGUGAAGUGCAGAGAGUAAACAAACAACAUAAACGGUGAAAAGUUUAGCUGGUUUGAGCUCUUUGUUUUAAUAAUCCCAGAGGAUGAGACGGGAAGGAAGUUCAUUUUUUAGAAAUGAUGUUUAAACUGCCUCUCUUUUCCAGGUGGGUGAUUCAGUGAAAAGUGUAAAAGUGUUUUCAGGAAAUACGUUAGCGGCAGCUUUGUCUCAUGUAU
Mauremys mutica (yellowpond turtle) is the source of this 2404-nucleotide messenger RNA. It is a transcript of the gene AK8, whose product is annotated as adenylate kinase 8. The transcript is spliced from 15 exons. The coding region runs from base 584 to 1930 and encodes 448 amino acids. Gene Ontology annotation, biological process: nucleoside triphosphate biosynthetic process. Lineage: Eukaryota; Metazoa; Chordata; Testudines; Geoemydidae. Gene Ontology annotation, cellular component: cytoplasm. The record is from RefSeq and is a predicted model, not a curated record. Gene Ontology annotation, molecular function: AMP kinase activity; ATP binding; nucleoside diphosphate kinase activity.